UCACCUUGCUCAGUUUAGCGAUUCAGGCGUACUUCACGUUAUUGUCAGCACAACGCAAGUGCUCGCUCGAUUUUUUGUUGUUUGUCAAAUCAAAGUGUUCAAAGUACGAAGUAAAUAGUGUUCAAUCGGUUUUGAGACGAAAUCGUCGUAAAACGAGACGCAAUGGAAAAUCCGGAGGAAAUCCUACAUAGUUUGGAAGAGUUCGCAAAACUAAAACCCAAGGACAUUCCGCGCGAACUCGAGGAGUACUUGUGUUUCGUGGCUAAAACGGGGGACCCCGUUUACCAAUGGUCCGCUAUUAAAAGCCUUUUUAGAGAGAAAUUGAUUAACGUUAUCACGGAGUUUUACGUGUCGUGUCCUUCGAUGGACAUACCGCCCUGCCCAAAUGUCGAAAUGUUUAAUUACGAUUCCAUGAAAAAUUUUAUUUUAGAAAAGUUAGAUACGUUUACUUCGGCUCCUUUUACUGUACAGAGAAUAUGUGAAUUACUAACAACUCCACGGAAAGAAUAUAAUAGAAUAGAUAAAUAUAUGAGGGCCUUAGAGAAGAAUAUUUUAGUUGUUAGUACGAUGGAACCAGGUACAAGGAGAAAUGCAGAAAACGGCGAUGGAAUAGUAAAUGGAAUAGAAAACGAACAUUUACCCGAAAUAAUAGCGAUCGCAACUGCCACAAACGAUAUGAUGAAAGACAUCGAUUACAACGCAUCAUGGCCUCGUAUUAACCAAGAAGAACAAGCUUUUAUAAACGUAGAUCGCCCCACAAGCGAACAAUCCUCUUCUUCAUCAUCAUCUUCAUCCUCCUCAUCAACAACAUCCGAAAUUAGCCCACCUCAAGAAUCUAGAAUUAACAUAGACGCGACUACUUCCACCACAGAAACGGUUAUAACUUGUUCUGUUACAGAAAGUUCAAGUACAUUAACCAUUCCAGCCAUAAUAAUAACAGAAAGCGAAGAAAGUUUGGAAAAACCCCUCGAAAAUGUUGAUGAUAACGUCGACGAUGAAACUCAAAGCGUUCCAGCACAAGUACAGAAAAGAAGAAAUAGUAUAGAACCAAUUACGACGGAUGAUGAUAACGCAGUAAGCGAACCAGUUGAGAAAAUCGAUAAUCUCGAAUUACAAAACGAAGCUGUUGUUUCAUCUUCGGAGACGGAAAGUUCAAAUUCAAGUUGUUCAAAUGAUACUGUUCAAACUGAUGCUUCGGAUAAAAGUGAAAACGAAGAGAAUUCUUCGCAACUAACCGAAGAGAAUCAAAAGAUUAAUGUCGAUAUUGAUGAAACUACCUUAGAUGAACCAAAUAUAGAAGAAACUACUAAUUUGGAGGAACCAAAUAUAGAAGAAACAAACUUGGAAGAAACGAAUUUGGAAGAAACAAAUUUGGAGGAAACUGAUUUGAGAGAUACGAAUUUGGAGGAUACAAAUAUAGGGGAAAAAAAUUUGGAACCAAAUUCACAAAAAAAUUCGGAUAAAGAUGAAGAGGUUAAAGUGGAUGUUGAAGUUUCAAAAGACAUAAUUGAUGAGAAAGUUAAUUUUGUAACUGUCACUCCUCCGGAUGAACCUGUAAAAGAAAUGGUGGUUGAAGAGUGUCCAACAAGUCAUAAUAAAAAAGAAACGUCAACAGAAUCUCCAAAGGUGGAACAAGACCAAGAGACCAUCGAAAAUAAACCAAACCCUGUAUUACAACACCAAGAACAACCAGAAGAAACUCCAAUGGAAGUUGAUGUUGAAAAUCCAGAUUCAACAGAUAUUACUUCUGAUGAAACAGCUUCCGUUUAAAUAAGGCAUUUACCAAAAGUGAAAAAAAAAAAUGAAAAAAAUCGUAUCUUAAUAAUGUGGUUAAUUUUUUAAUUUUUACGUAAUUACUAGCUAAUAGAUCGUUUACCUGAGGAUUUAUAAGUGCCUAAUUAUUUUAUUUCCGAUUCCCAGUAAUUACUAUCUACCUUUUUACUUCAGUAUUUAUUGUAGCUCGAUUUUCCGUUUUUAUCAUUAAGAAUUUAAGUUGUAAUAAGCAAUAAAGUCCCUCAUUUGUCACAAGAA
Messenger RNA from Onthophagus taurus, 2031 nucleotides. RefSeq names its product Protein phosphatase 4 regulatory subunit 2-related protein (gene PPP4R2r). NCBI's taxonomy places the organism in Eukaryota, Metazoa, Arthropoda, Insecta, Coleoptera, Scarabaeidae. The record is from RefSeq and is a predicted model, not a curated record. Gene Ontology annotation, cellular component: nucleus; cytoplasm; protein phosphatase 4 complex. Gene Ontology annotation, molecular function: protein phosphatase regulator activity.